Maudiozyma barnettii is the source of this 741-nucleotide messenger RNA. It is a transcript of the gene IRC21, whose product is annotated as Irc21p. Gene Ontology annotation, molecular function: heme binding. The record is from RefSeq and is a predicted model, not a curated record. Lineage: Eukaryota; Fungi; Ascomycota; Saccharomycetes; Saccharomycetales; Saccharomycetaceae. Bases 1 to 741 code for a protein of 246 amino acids. The transcript has a single exon.
AUGUCACAGAAUUCUGAAACACAAGUACCCAAGAUUAAUGUCUCUUUGGAGGAAAAUUCCAAGGGACAUGAACAAGAUGAGCAAAUAAAACCUCGUCAGACUAGGUUCAAAAUUCCUACGAUACAGAACUCUAGGGAUGAUAUGUAUCGUCAGCAGCAACAACGACAAAAGGAUAAACAGCCAGUGAUAAUACAACAACAACCAGGUUGUUCUACCCUUGGUAGGCCCAAAGGUGGAGGUCUUGCUAGAAUGGGAGGUGGUGAAAGACAAAAAGUUAGAUUGGCUCCAGGCCAUAGUGCAUUGGAUUGGAGUGAACUGAAUAAGAAAGUGUUACAGGACAAAUCUCGAAGUAAUGAGUUACUAUACGGUCUCCGUACCCUUUUUGAAGAUAAAGAUCAACUAGCUAUAUUGGAACGAAUUAAUUCCGAAAAUAUGGAUACUGUGCUAAAAUUAUAUAGAUUCAAUAUUCCAUGCCAUUUGUUACAUCCGCCAUUACGUAUAAAUGAACAAUUAUUGCGACUUCAUCAGAAGAAUGAACGUGAAUUUUGGACUGUGAUUCAUGGGAAUGUUUACUGUGUAGGGUCAUAUAUGGAAUUUCAUCCUGGUGGUUCGGAGAUAUUGGUUCAUUAUGGUGAAAAGUUUGUUGAUGUAGGGUUUUGGUUUAAUAAGUUCCAUCGAUGGGUGAAUUACGAAAAGUUGCUACAGAAUUGUUAUAUUGGUAAAUUUGUUAAGGAUAAAUAA